GAAGGUCACUCACUGCCAGAUUCUCAUGAGGCCCCCAGGUUAAAGGUCACUUUUUCGCCGCCCGAUCCGCCGCAAACAUGCCCAGAGAAGCCGAGCCGUCAGCAAAUGAAAAGGUCUUUGUCACACAAGCUCUCAAGGACAACUUGAGGCUUGACGGCCGGGAAUUCGACCAGUACCGAAAAGCCCAGCUCACUUUCGGCGAUGAGUUCGGAGUCGCCAAUGUCGAACUCGGCAAGACAAGGGUUCUCGUCAAGGUCUCGGCAGAAGUCACAGUCCCCUACGCAGACCGCCCCUUCGAGGGCAUCUUCCAAAUCACCUCCGAGCUGAGCCCCAUGGCCUCGCCUGCCUUCGAGGUCAACCGCCCAACUGAGGCCGAGGUCCUCCUCUCGCGCAUCCUCGAGAAGACGAUCCGACGCUCGGGCGCCCUCGACACCGAGUCUCUCUGCCUCAUCGCCGGCCAGAAGGUCUGGUCCGUCCGCGCCGACGUACACGUCCUCUCCCACGACGGGAACCUCACUGACGCGGCCUGCCUCGCCGUCAUCGCCGCCCUGCGUCACUUUCGCAAGCCCGACACUUCCAACGAGGGCCAGUCCCUCACCAUCUUCACACCUGCCGAGCGCGAGCCCGUACCCCUGAGCUGGUUGCACAGCCCCUUCUGCGUGACCUUCAGCUUCUUCGGCGACGAGGGCGAGAUCACGCUCGUCGAUGCGAACUGGAUCGAGGAGCAGCUGCGCACCAGCAGCAUGACGGUCAGUCUGAACAAGCACGGCGAGAUCAGUCAGAUUUCCAAACUAGGAGGCACACCUGUUGAGGCGGUGACGCUGCUGCACUGCGGGAACGUAGCGUUACAAAAGGCCAAGGACUUCUCGACACUGGUGGACGAGAAGCUGGCGGAGGACGCCAAGAGGAGAGACAAGGGCGGUCUCAUAUCGGAGCUCUUGUCCGCGGAGAACGACAGGGUAGUGGAUGCAUAGACGGAGACGGAAAAGUCCAGGAUGCGAAAAAAAAUUGUAAAAAU
This is a messenger RNA of Colletotrichum navitas, 1018 nucleotides long. Its product is annotated as exoribonuclease family protein. The record is from RefSeq and is a predicted model, not a curated record. Gene Ontology annotation, molecular function: mRNA 3'-UTR AU-rich region binding. Gene Ontology annotation, cellular component: nuclear exosome (RNase complex); cytoplasmic exosome (RNase complex). Gene Ontology annotation, biological process: TRAMP-dependent tRNA surveillance pathway; nuclear polyadenylation-dependent rRNA catabolic process; nuclear mRNA surveillance. Lineage: Eukaryota; Fungi; Ascomycota; Sordariomycetes; Glomerellales; Glomerellaceae. The transcript is spliced from 2 exons. Bases 78 to 974 code for a protein of 298 amino acids.